UUGAAAGCGAAUCAAUUUUUUGCAUGUGUACUGCGAUGAGUGUCAGCUAUUUAACUAACCUGCUCGCUAGAUAUCUUUGCAACUACUCAUAAGAAAUUAAGAAGUUGGACUUGAGGGUAAUAUACUGACCGAUGUCUAAGAGAAUAGGGUUACUGCAGCGCCUGCUGUCAACGGAUAUUGGUUAUGACUGAAAACACCACAUUUUAGACGGUGAAACUCGACGUAAAAAAUAAGCGCUGAAACUUUUAAAUAAUAAUCGGAGGAAGCUACACACCACGGAGCCUCCAGAUAUGGAUGGGUUGGAAAAUAGCUUAGACGACGCCUCGGCGGACGGCAGCGCGGAGUUCCCCGACCGGGUGUCGCUGAUGGACCUGCGUCUGCAGGCGCAGGAGGACGAGAUCACCCUGCUGAAGUCGUCCCUGGCCGACGCCCUACGCAGGCUGCGCCUCCACGACGAGCAGAUCCCUCUGCUCAAGCAGCACCUCAUCGCCGUGAACCCAGCCGCGGCCCGUGCACUCAACCAUGUCUGCUGCUCAGAUGGCUUCUCCAGAACCCGCAAGUUCUCCAGCAACUCUGUGACUGACAGCCCCCGUUUCUCGGCAACCAGCCAAGCGGCCCCUCCUGGUGAGGACGGGCUUACGAGGGGCGAGGGGACCCCGUCUGGGCCUCUCAGUCAGAAGGGGGGAAGUUGCACUCAGAGCAGGGCCACCCAGACGGAGUGGGCCCCGGCCGCUCAGCCGCUGGGGAAGGAGAAGGUGCCGCUGGCCCAGACCCGGGCGAUGCUGAGCCUGUCGCUGGAGGACGCGCUCCACGCGGACGCCCCGGCUCAGGAGGAGGCCCCCGAGAAGCUCGGAGGGGUGCAGGAGGGAGAGGAGGGGGCGGAGGGGGAGCCCAGCUUCACCGCUCUGGUGGAAGAGCCCAUCCAGCCCAGCUGCGUCAAGGCGCUGUCGCGGGCCGCGUCCCACCAGGAGAGCUCGCCCCAGCCCGGGAGGGACUCCCCCGAAGUGCAGAGCGAGGCCAGGGCGGGGCCAUCCCCGACGCCCGGAGCCGCCGGCUCCGCCUCCCCCAGCCCCCGCACCCUCUCCUCCAUCCUGGAAGGGGAGAAGACCCUACUGGUCAGGAGGACCAACUCCUGUGAUAAGCUGUUGAAAGACGCCCAGGACAAGCCUCUGAAACAAAAGCUGGGAAGGAAGGCAGCAUCCUCUGCCAACCUGCUCACCCGCUCCACCAGCCUGGAGAACCGAGCCAAGGACCAAAUCUCCAGCCCAGGAUCUACAGGUUCCAGGAGAGGAACUUAUGGACAGGGCCAUUCCAUAAAGAUGUUCAUUCGAGGCCGGCCAAUCACCAUGUAUAUCCCCUCCAACAUCCAGAACUAUGAGGACCUAAAGAUGGAACUGCCAUCUGAAAAGCUGGAGCUUGAUUGGGUCUAUGGUUACCGGGGACGGGACUGCCGGGCCAACCUGUACCUGCUGCCCACGGGGGAGGCGGUGUUCUUCAUCGCCUGCGUGGUGGUCCUGUACGACAUCAACAAGCGCACGCAGCGCCACUACCUCAAGCACACCGACUGCGUGCGCUGUUUGGCCAUUCACCCAGACAGGGUGCGUGUGGCAUCGGGACAGUCGGCCGGAGUGGACAAAGAUGGCAAGGCUUCGCAGGCUUUUGUACAUAUUUGGGACUCCUGCACCCUGGUGACCCUGCAGCAGAUUGGGCUGGGCAGCUUCGAGAGAGGGGUGGGCUCUGUGGCCUUCUCACACGCGGACUCUGGAGCGUUCCUGUGUGUGAUAGACGACUCUAACGAACACAUGAUGUCUGUGUGGGACUGUGCCAAGGGGACUAAACAUGCAGAGAUUAAGAGCACCAAUGAGGCCGUGUUUGCUGUGGAGUUCAACCCCAACGACAGCAACAACAUCAUCACCUCCGGAAAAUCCCACGUGUACUUCUGGACCCUGAGCGGGGGCGCAUUGAGCAAGAAGCAGGGCAUCUUCGGCAAAUACAAGAAGCCCAAAUUUAUCCAGUGCUUCGUGUUCAGCGGGACAGGCGAUGUCCUGACCGGAGAUUCAGAGGGGAACAUCCUGACCUGGGGGAAAUCGGCUGCUGAUGUGAAAACUUUGGGAAAAGGAGCUAAAGAAACCUACCAGAUCAUGCGGCAGACUCGGGCGCACGAGGGCAGUGUCUUUACGCUGUGUGUCCUCCAGGGCGGCGGUAUUCUCAGCGGAGGGGGAAAAGACCGCAGGGUCAUCCGCUGGAGCGUGGAUCUGGCACCAGAGAGAGAGUGUGAGAUCCCAGAACAGUUUGGUGCGGUGCGUACCAUUGCAGAUGUGGACGGGGAGGAGUUGUUAGUUGGUACGACCCGGAACGCAAUUCUGAGGGGCACCUUCUCAGAUGGCUUUGUGGCCAUUGUGCAGGGUCAUAUGGAUGAGAUGUGGGGGCUGGCCACACACCCCUCCCAGAACAUCUUUCUCACCUGUGGCCAUGACAGACAGGUGUGCCUUUGGAACACCGAGGACCAUCGACUGGACUGGACCACCACACUGGAGGAGUCUGGGCUGUGUGCAGAUUUCUGUCCUAACGGCAAUGUGGUUUCUGUGGGGCUCAACACAGGAAGGUGGGUGGUCCUGGACUUGCAGACCAGAGAGGUCGUUUCGGAUUAUACCGAUGGGAACGAGCAGCUGUCCGUCAUGCGAUACUCCCCAGAUGGAAGCUUCUUAGCGGUGGGUUCCCAUGACAACUUCAUCUACAUCUACAAUGUCACAGAGAACGGACGCCGCUACGCGCGCUUCGGAAAGUGCACUGGUCACUCCAGCUUCAUUACGCACUUGGACUGGUCUAAGGACGGGAAAUACAUCAUGUCCAACUCUGGGGACUAUGAGAUACUCUACUGGGAUGUGGCCGGUGGUUGUAAACUGCUGCGGAAUCGCUUCGAGAGUAAAGACCGGGAGUGGGCGUCAUACACCUGCGUGCUGGGCUUCCACGUGAUGGGGGUGUGGCUGGAGGGCUCAGACGGCACGGACAUCAACGCCCUGUGUCGCUCGCACAGUGAAAGAGUGGUGGCGGUGGCCGACGACUUCUGCAAAGUGCACCUGUUCCAGUACCCUUGCCCAAAACCCAAGGCCCCAAGCCACAAGUAUGAGGGCCACGGCAGUCAUGUGACCAACGUGCGCUUCACUCACAACGACAGCCAUCUCAUCUCCAUGGGGGGCAAGGACACCUGUGUGCUGCAGUGGAAGGUCACGCGAGGGGGCGUCGGGGGGACCCUGGAUCGAAGCAGCUCCGUGUCCUCCGCUUCCAUCAGUUCCCAGGAGGCUGCGGCCUAGAGACAGGAGGAACGUGUGUGUUUGUGUUCAUGUGCACGCACACGUGUGUGUGUGUGUGUGUGUCUGUUGGCAUGUGUGUCUGUAAAUUUGUGAGAGUGUGUUCAUGUGUGUAUGUGUUUGCGUGUGUGAGUGUAUGUUUGCGUGUGCAUGCAGUGCAGAAGGCAGACUGAGAGGCAGGAGAAGUUCAGCGCAAGAGACUGACUGAGCAGAAAAAUUACAGAAUUCAAGUUGUGGUGCUGGAAGAACUCUGGGGAAGGAUGAGGUUGGCAUGACAAUGGGAAGGAGGGAAGAAAUUAGAUAAAGAUAAGAGUGCUGAUUUAGCUGGAGGGGGCAAGGAAGAGUGGAAGCAGAGAGAUGUGUGGGAGAAACCGUAUGGAGAAAAUGGAGCGGCCGGACGUCAUCACGACAUGAGAGAGAGAGAGAGAGAGAGAGAGACAGAGAGAGAGAGAGAGAGACAGAGAGAGAGAGAGAGAGAAUAGGCAAAGGAAAGGAAACGGUCCUUGAGUGGGUGAGUAAGUAUCACUUUGGUUUAGCGUUGUGCAGAAUAUCAACUCCACUGAAGGCUCUUCCGACGAUGUACCCGCCAAGAGGGCGCUGUUCUAAUGCCCAACCGUGGCCCGUCUCUGCUGUCUGGGACGCAGCGUGGACCCUGAGACGCGGUGUUGACCCGCACACCACGCCGUGUGUGCACUACCAGGCCUCGGCAUGUCAGCGCUCGCCUUCAGAAACAUCUGGGCUUAUUCCUGCAUUUCAGUUUCCACGGCUCAUCCCUCAGACAUGCAAUCAACAGCGUGAAGAAAAAUCCGGCCAAGACAGAGUUCACCAUCUUUGGCUCGGUAGACCAGCUGUGCAGUGGCCACGUGUCACGCACUAUCAGCCUGUAACCAUUAGGAACAUUUGAAUAGUCACAAACGUAGGAAAAUGGCAAUGGAAAUAGACUUUACUGGAAAACCCAUUACCUGUGCAGCAUGGACCAUAAGUAAAGGUCAGAGACCAAUUCUGGAGACAUUUCUGAAUUUUUAGUGUUCUAUUUGAGUUUCGCUUUAUUUUUCCAAUUCUCCUUAUAACUGUUAUUGUCCAAAAAGGUUGUCCAGCCUAACCCAUCUCGAAUGCUAUAUUUGUACUGUAACUGAGCCGUCUGAUAAGGCUGAUGAGACACUCUACCAUGCAUUGCCAUUGGCGUGGAGUACUUGCAUGCUUUUUUUGUACCUUAUUAGAUAAAAACCGCCGAAUAAUUUGCUGUCGCAUCUGAACAUUUACUUGACGUUAGCGUUUUAAUUCUUCAUGCCAAGAAUUUGUGUCCAAGUGCCUAUUUCUUGUGCUUUUCUGUGAAAAUUUUUAUCCAUCACAUAGAUAAAAGGCAAACCAGAUAUGUCACGUGGAGCAUUGUCAUUGUCUAAAGGACCAAACAUCCUUUGUACAUACUUUUGCAUUUAUACUGACAACGUUCGUUCACUAUAAAACUAAUGUUUGAAAUAUGAGCCUUUUUGUGUCAAUAAACAAUUCAACCUGGAAAAAAUAA
Messenger RNA from Anguilla anguilla (European eel), 4836 nucleotides. It is a transcript of the gene eml3, whose product is annotated as EMAP like 3. The record is from RefSeq and is a predicted model, not a curated record. Bases 291 to 3314 code for a protein of 1007 amino acids. Gene Ontology annotation, cellular component: mitotic spindle. Gene Ontology annotation, biological process: microtubule cytoskeleton organization. NCBI's taxonomy places the organism in Eukaryota, Metazoa, Chordata, Actinopteri, Anguilliformes, Anguillidae. Gene Ontology annotation, molecular function: microtubule binding. The transcript is spliced from 24 exons.